AUGCACCCAUCCUGGCGCCAUUUUGGCCUUGGCAAAAAAGUCAUCGGCAACAUCAUCAGGUGGAAUCCCAUCUAUACGGUCUUCGGUCUCCCAGAUGGAUCCCAUUUCUGGCCAUGGUCUCGUCUUUUCACCAGCAACACUGACCGCAUUAAAUGCGUCGUUUCUGGAUUGGCUUGCUUAUUCUGCGCUUCUGUGGUCUUCUGGAUGUGUGACUAUUCGGUCUACAAAUGGAUGAAGUACUACUACAUACCGUUGACCUUCCAAGGCCUAAUCCUAGUGAUCAUCACCUAUUUACAGCAUCAGAACGAGGAAAUUGAGGUUUACGAGCCCGACGAGUGGUCAUUUGUCCGUGGUCAAACUCAAACCAUUGAUAGGGUUUAUGGUUUUGGACUCGAUACCAUCAUGCAUCACAUCACCGAUGGUUAG
Molecule: messenger RNA, 426 nt
Organism: Cooperia oncophora
Lineage: Eukaryota; Metazoa; Nematoda; Chromadorea; Rhabditida; Trichostrongylidae
Source: the annotation of a GenBank genome assembly